AUGGCCACUCGCCAGCCCUCGGACCCUCUGCAGGUCCCCCCUGGCUCUAUCUUGCUAGUCGUCCAUGACUUUAUUGCUCGUAGCCCCGACGAGCUCAGCCUGGCCAAGGGCGACCGCAUCGAGCUCAUCGAGCGGGACGAUGAUUUUGGCGAUGGCUGGUUCCUCGGUCGCCAUAUGAACAAUAGUGCCACUGGCCUGUUUCCUGAAGUCUACACUACCCCCGCCCCCAGAGGCACUCUGCUGUCCACCCAACAACCCCCAGCACGUCGCAACGAUGCCUCCCAACUCAACAGGCCUCAAACUGCCGCUUCGUCCAUCUCAUCGCAGUCGUCCAACCCUUUUCCGGCUCAACGCUCAUCGCAGCACAACUCGGUCAUGCACGAAACCCUUAGUGUCAUCGACGAGCACAUCACGGAUAUGCGCACUCCACGCGAGAACCCCUUGACCAAUAUCCACAGCCAUGAUACCGAGAGCAUUUACAGUUCGCACGCACCCAACCGUCUGUCCUAUAUCAACGGUCACGAAACCGACGACGAGGAGAAUCAGCUGCAUACCGAGGCUGAAAUCAUGCUGUGGUCACCAGUGCGUGUCGCCGAGUACCUCGAAGAUCACGGCGUCGAAAGGUCGCACUGCGACACAUUCCGUGAACAGGAGAUAUCUGGCGAAGUCCUUUUGACCAUGGAGCAGUCGGCCAUCUUUAUCAAAGAGUUCGAACUUGGUUCCGUGGGACGGCGUUUGAAGACGUGGCAGAAGGUCAAGGCUCUUCAAGAUGAAGUCCGCCAAAGCUCGACUAACGCGCCUAGGAGCGUGUCAGAAUAUUCGGCUGCUGGCGACGACGCGCAGAGUGAGAAUGGAAGACGACGGAGCCAGAGCGUGACGGCCUCGCCGUACAGACCCAUUAGCAGCAUGGGAACCCCGUCCAUGACCUUCACUCGACCAGACACAACCCAACGUCCCUCAGCUGCUUCGAUCCGCAAUCUUGGUCACUCUCGCAGGCACUCAUCUAUGGGCUCAAUUGACAGUAUGAAUCGUUACUCGCACCAGAGACAGUCUUCAAUAGGCACCACUUCGGGGGCACCUGCCACUACCCGCCGUCUGUCCAUUGCUCAUGAACCGCCAACUGACCUUAGCAUCACCACUUCGCAGGUUGAUGGUGGUGUGGGUGACUAUGGAUUUGGGACGCUCUCGUCACCUAUAGAUGCGGACAGAGGCUACUUCUCUGGAAAUGAAGUCGAUGCACGCAACAAGCGCAAUGUCUUGCAAAAGAAGGCAACGUCGGCUCACACCAGGAACUUAAGUGCCGCAACCGACUCCGCUAGACACAGUGCCUCGUACAGAAACUUUCCCAGGAUGUCUAGCGCGGAUUCAAUGCGCGAUCCUGCUUCUCCCAUAAUGUCUCCCGCCUCCAGUCACUUUUCUUUCAACAAGCCCUCUGCCAGUCGCGCCGUUAGCAGCCCGCAUUCUGCAGCCCAUUCCCUGAUCUCCAAUCAGCCACCCAUAUCGCCUAUCGUCACUCGUCUAGACCAAACUUUGGUCGACAGUGAGUCUUCGUCACUGAAUCCUUCGCCAUCUCCGGCUUCUAAUACUCGAUCCUUCUUUUCCAAGCCUCGUAUUGGUGGCGGUCUUCGUAUAGCCUCCGAUGCCGUGACACAGAACGAAAAGAAGCAGAGUGCCUUGAAGCAUGAGCCUCUCGCUUCUCCUGCACGUACCGGCUCCACUACUCCUUCCACCGAAACUCGUUCAUUUGACUUGCAAAAGUCGGACAAUCAAUCUCGAGUAUCAACUGGCUCCUCUGGCGCGCUUGCUCCCCCUCCUGCUUCAACGCGUGCCAGACCGAAGGCAAAAAGCAAGAAGUCAACAUCUGCGUACACUCGUGGUCUCGAGAAGAAACCGCCUGCGCAACAGAUCGCCGACUGUGACUACAGCGGCUGGAUGAAGAAAAAGUCUUCGAGUCUGGUAGGUUCGUGGAAGCCUCGCCUAUUUGUGCUACGUGGACGCAGACUAUCCUACUACUACUCCGAGAACGACACUGAAGAGAAGGGUCUUAUAGACAUAUCCUCACAUCGCGUAUUACCGGCAGAGAAUGAGAAGAUGACCGGAUUGCACGCUGCAUUGACAGGAGCCGGAUCAUCUCCCAUGGUACCUCAAGGCACUGCAGCACCCACUGCCGACGGACAAGGGCUCUUUAUCUUUAAGCUGGUGCCUCCACGCCAGGGUCUUAGUAAAGCUGUGAACUUUACCAAACCUACUGUACACUAUUUUGCCGUGAACAGCAGGCAAGAAGGUCGACUGUGGAUGGCCGCGCUCAUGAAAGCCACCAUUGACUACGAUGCUUCGAACGGCAAAGUCACGACAAGCUACAGCCAGAAUACAAUAUCUCUCUCCAAGGCACGUGCAAGGAAUGAGCGCCCACCAGCCCUACAAGACACCGCCACCACACCCAAGGUCGUUCACGAAUUGGAAGCCUCAUCUAGGCCAAAGUCUAGCGGGUUGGGCAUUGCUGGCCUUGAUGAAGCUCAGCCAGGAGCAGAGCGCAGUGGCAGCCUGAACGACUCAACGCAAAGUGCUAGCGCAACAUGA
Molecule: messenger RNA, 2580 nt
Organism: Aureobasidium subglaciale EXF-2481
Lineage: Eukaryota; Fungi; Ascomycota; Dothideomycetes; Dothideales; Saccotheciaceae
Exons: 2
Coding region: 1-2580 (859 amino acids)
Biological process (GO): actin cytoskeleton organization
Cellular component (GO): plasma membrane
Molecular function (GO): protein binding
Source: RefSeq, a predicted model, not a curated record